Molecule: messenger RNA, 2197 nt
Organism: Paramormyrops kingsleyae
Lineage: Eukaryota; Metazoa; Chordata; Actinopteri; Osteoglossiformes; Mormyridae
Source: RefSeq, a predicted model, not a curated record
UUCAUACCAGAUAAGUGUUACUGUAAAAUAUUAGAAAAGAGCAUCCAGUGAUACCAAGUGUGACUGUGAUAAUGCAAUAGUCCAUGUAGACAGAGAGCAGUGCAGGGAAGGUCACUGAGGGUGAGUUUGUCGAUGUCUUCUUGGAAGAGAUGAGGGUUGAAGUUCCACUGUUCAGUACCAGGUUUAAAAGUAGGCUUAUUUGUCAUUUUAGGGUGUGUCUAUUUGCAUGUAUUGCCAUUCCCUUUAAUCACUCAACUUUUUUCCUUCUAGAUUAUGGCUUUUCAGUUGUCCAGGAAAAGCAUAAAUCUAAUCUGAAGAGAAAAUUUGAAAACGUAUCUGAGGGAAUUCCACGGGCAGGGAAAUCGAUUCAUCUGAAUAGUGUGUUUAUAAACCUCGACAUAACAGAAGGUGACAUCGAAGGGGUAAUUGAUGAACAUGAGAUAUGUCAGAUUGAAAUUGCCCCCAUAAAGGAAACGUCUACAAUUUCUAUACAUGAUAUCUUAAAACCCUUAAAAGGUGAAAUGAAAACCAUCAGAACUGUGCUGACGAAGGGGAUUGCGGGAAUUGGAAAGACGGUUUCUGUGAACAAGUUCAUUCUUGACUGGGCAGAUGGCAAAGAGAAUCAAGACAUCGAUUUUGUUUUCCAAUUUAGUUUUCGUGAACUGAAUAUAAUGAAGCAAAAAUUCAGUCUAAUGAAACUUAUUUAUCAAUUCUACCCAGAAAUAGAGGAGCUACUAGGACUUGAAAACUACAACAUUUUGUUUAUCUUUGAUGGCUUUGAUGAGUGUCGAUUUCCUUUGAAAUUCAAGUAUAAUGAGUGCAAUUGCUCCUUAAAAAAGGAACUGCCUUUGGGUGAAUUGCUAACAAACCUCAUCCGGGGGAAUAUGUUUCGCUCUGCCUGCCUCUGGAUCACCUCCCGACCAGCAGCAGCCAGUCAGAUCCCCCCUGAAUGUGUCGACCGAAUAACAAUAAUACAAGGAUUCAAUGAUUUCCAGAAGGAAGAGUACUUCAGGAAGAGAUUCUCUGAUGGUAACCUAGUUACCAAAAUAAUGUCACAUGUCAAGUCAAACAGAAGCAUCUACAUUAUGUGCCACAUACCGCUUUGCUGUUGGAUUGUAGCCACUGUUCUUCAAAAGGUUUUUACUCAGAAAGAUAGAGAAAUUCCCACGACUUUGACACAAAUGUACACUCACUUCCUGCUCAUUCAAAUCAAUAGAAACAAUAAGUAUUUUGAAAAGAAUAAUCGAGGUUCAAGGACGACAGCAGAAGAUCAUCAGAAGAUCAUUCAGAAUCUAGGGAAACUAGCUUUUCAAGAGCUGGUUAAAGAGAAUGCCUUGUUUUCUGAGAAGGACUUGAAAGAUUGUGGUAUAGAUGUCCGUGACGUUUUAUACUCUGGAAUCUGCACAGAAAUAAUAAAAGAGGAAUGUUUUUCAGUUCAGAUGAAGAUGUACUGUUUUGUUCACCUCACCAUUCAAGAGUAUCUUGCUGCUCUUCAUGUGUUUUAUUUAUUUGUCAACAAGAACAUGAAGCCACUGGUAGAUUUUUUCAAGAUGAAGCCUAGAGUUUUACAUGGCUUGCACAAAGCUGCAGUGGAUACGGCCCUUAGGUGUGAAAAAGGACACCUGGAUCUUUUCCUUCGCUUCCUACUGGGAAUUUCACUGGACUCCAAUCAGCGUCUUCUUGAAAACCUUCUGCCUUUGAGAAAAGAAAGCUCACAUAGCAUUAUGAGAACAACCCAGUACAUCAUCAAAAUUCUGAAUGGGAGGAAGAUUUCUCCAGACAGAGGCAUCAACCUUGUGCACUGUUUGAUGGAGCUGAAUUACAGCUCUCUAGUGGAGAAAGUCCAAAACCUUGAAAGCUCUGGUUCAGCUACGAAGCUUUCUCUGACAGAGUGUUCAGCACUGGCAUACGUACUUAUGCUGCCACACAAUGUUUGUGAUGAGUUUGAUCUGAAGAAGUUUAACGUGCCAGAUGCGGGUCUUUGCCGACUUGCCCCUGUGAUAAGAUCAAGAAAAACUGCUGUGUAAGUAGUACAAGUUUAAUUGUUUAAAAAUCACCUAGUGACUCAUUAGUGAAGCAGUUCAAUAAUUUUUAUUAGACCCCAACUGAACCCUGACUGGCUUAUUAUUUUCAAGAAAUCAUCAUCACACAAACCCCUCCAUGAAUCACCAUCUUAUCGUGGUGGAGGGGUUUGUGU